This is a messenger RNA of Eucalyptus grandis, 390 nucleotides long. RefSeq names its product probable glucan endo-1,3-beta-glucosidase BG4. Gene Ontology annotation, cellular component: plasma membrane. Gene Ontology annotation, biological process: carbohydrate metabolic process. Lineage: Eukaryota; Viridiplantae; Streptophyta; Magnoliopsida; Myrtales; Myrtaceae. The transcript has a single exon. Gene Ontology annotation, molecular function: hydrolase activity, hydrolyzing O-glycosyl compounds. The record is from RefSeq and is a predicted model, not a curated record. The coding region runs from base 1 to 390 and encodes 129 amino acids.
AUGACCACGGUUGUGUCCCAAUCGAUGUUGGCAUUGACCUGUCCUCCUUCCGUGUCGAAUUGGAACGCCCAUGCAACUCCAUUCUUGCUACCUUUGGCUCCGGUUUCAGCCACCAACAAUAAUCCUCUUCUUUGCAACAUAUAUCCUUACUUCGCCUACCACGACAGUCCGGCUCACGUCUUGCUGGACUAUGCCCCGGUCAAUAAGGCAGAGGUGGUCGUGAUGGACGGGGCUUUUGGGUACACAAACUUGUUCGAUGUGUCAAUUGAUGGUUUCUAUUGGGCACUGGAGAAGGUCGGUGGAGUAAACAUGGCAGUAGUCACAAGCGAGACUAGGGCUGUUGGUCGGGUCGGAAGAGAUGGAUGCAUUGUUGAAUUAUUGGACCUAUAA